UGCACGAAGCUGUCCGAGAGACACUUGUGGAUAGAUAAGUUGCGCACAAAGGGUUGCGGAGGAAAUAACACUUGAGAAUUGCUUCUGCAAUUCUAAAUUUUGUUUUAAGAUCAGAAGUGAAACCAAUUGUUUCUUUUUAAAGAGCAGAGAAUGAAUCGCUUUCACCUGUUCGUGUUUUUAAUUGGGAUGUUCAUUGCGGACAGUCAAGCAAUAAUCAGAAUCCCUCUGUACAAGAUGCGCACUGUGCGCCGCAUGCUGGCGGAGAAUGGGAGGACUAUUGACGAGAUCAAAUCCAUGGCCAGACAGAAAGCCUCCGAAGUCAAACUUUCAUCAUCAGCCACAACAACACAUUCACCAUCACCAACAAAACUGCCCCCACCUGUAGAGAAACUCACCAACUUCAUGGAUGCUCAGUAUUUUGGAGUGAUCAGUAUUGGCACCCCUCCUCAGGACUUCACUGUGCUGUUUGACACGGGAUCAUCCAACCUCUGGGUUCCUUCGAUUCAUUGUUCCUACCUGGACUUUGCAUGCUGGUUGCACCGUCGUUACAACUCUAAGAAAUCAAGCACUUAUGUUCAGAAUGGCACCGAGUUCUCGAUCCGAUACGGCACCGGGAGUCUCUCUGGCUUCAUCAGUCAGGAUGCAGUCACUUUGGCCGGGCUGAAGGUGCCAAAGCAGCAGUUUGCAGAGGCGGUCAAACAGCCUGGGAUUGUGUUCGCGGUGGCACGUUUUGAUGGCAUCCUGGGCAUGGCAUACCCCGCCAUUUCUGUAGAUAAGAUUACGCCGGUGUUUGACACGGCCAUGGCUGCCAAAAUCCUGCCCCAGAAUAUCUUCUCGUUCUAUAUAAACCGGGACCCUGCAGGUGCGGUUGGAGGUGAGCUGAUGCUGGGAGGCUUGGACCAGAAGUAUUUUGACGGUGAUCUGCAUUACGUCAACGUCACACGAAAAGCCUACUGGCAGAUAAAGAUGGAUGAAGUUCAGGUGGGUGGCACUCUUACCCUCUGCAAAAACGGAUGCCAGGCAAUUGUUGACACGGGGACAUCAAUGAUCACGGGGCCGGUUCAAGAGGUGCGGGCCCUGCAGAAGGCCAUCGGAGCCGUUCCACUGCUGAUGGGAGAGUACUGGAUUGAUUGUAAGAGGAUUCCAUCACUUCCUGUUGUUUCCUUCAGCCUGGGAGGGAAGAUGUUUAACUUAACUGGAAAGGACUAUGUUUUGAAGGUGACUCACAUGGGUGUGAGUGUUUGUCUGUCUGGCUUUAUGGCUAUGGAUAUCCCGCCCCCCGCCGGGCCGCUGUGGAUUCUGGGAGAUGUGUUCAUCGGCCGUUACUACACGGUGUUUGACAGGGAGGCAGACCGCGUGGGCUUUGCUCCCGCUAAAUGAAAAGAGAGAAAAUCGCAUUAUUGUAUUUUACUGGACCAUUAGCAAUACAGAAAGCACUGCUUGAAGUUGUUAAAUCUCUUGCCAUUUGAAAUAUGCAACAUAAGAAAUUCAACACAUUUCUGACUGAUGGGAUGUUUUUCCAAGUAUGAAACUCAAUGCCUGAAAAAGAGCUCUAGAACACUCGCUUGUUUUUAUUUUGCACUGAUUCUAUCGAUUAAGUCAAAGUAUGCUUUUUAUUUUAUAAUUAACCUAUUGUUUUUGUAGAAACCUUUACAAAGAUUGAUUAAAUUGCCUGUAGAAGAAUAGCACGCUGUAUUUGUGGCCCUCUUAUGUGUUUUAGUGUUCUUUUGUCAGUUGACUUUUGUAUGUGUGUGUAAACCAUUUUGAUAAUAUUGGUGUGAAUUUAUGGAUUUAUCCUGAAACGUAAAGCUGAUAAAGACUACUUGACAUCUUUAUGGUUUAAUCAUCACUCAAGCUUUCAUAACUCAAAAUUGCAGCAAAGGUUCUUCCAAACCUGAAGUUAAAUAAAGUGUUGUUUGUA
Molecule: messenger RNA, 1921 nt
Organism: Carassius gibelio (silver crucian carp)
Lineage: Eukaryota; Metazoa; Chordata; Actinopteri; Cypriniformes; Cyprinidae
Product: cathepsin D
Exons: 9
Coding region: 151-1380 (409 amino acids)
Biological process (GO): proteolysis
Cellular component (GO): lysosome
Molecular function (GO): aspartic-type endopeptidase activity
Source: RefSeq, a predicted model, not a curated record